CCGUCUCUCCGCACCGUCAUUCUGUGUACAUAGUUUUUACAUUUUACUCGUCUGUUUACAAAUAUUGCGGGAAAAUAUAUUAUAUUAUAUUGCGGUUUCCCCCCCCCCAAAACAAACCCCCCCCGUUUUGGACAGAAAACCUUUUGGCUUUUGCACCUUUUAUUCCCUGGAUUGGUUUUUAUUCCCUGGAUUUUAUUCCCAGGAUUCCUGCCGCAGUUUUUUUGUUCGUGCAACGUGGACCCGCAGACCACGAGGAGACUUUAUUUUGGUGGAUUUAUUUAUUGUUAUUAUCUAAGGGAUGCUUCUGUCCAAGCUGAACUCUCUGGCCGUGGAUAUGCCGGCCAAGAUCCAGCUCCAGGUCCAUCAAGUGAAGGAAAAGGAGCCCUUUGAGAAGCUGUACCAGGUCGGCGCGGUGCUCGGCAGCGGCGGCUUCGGCACCGUCUACUCCGGCACGAGGAUCUCCGACGGAACCCCGGUUGCUGUCAAACAUGUUGCCAAGGACAGAGUCUCGGAAUGGGGGGAGCUGGCCAACGGCUCCAGGGUCCCCAUGGAGAUCGUGCUGCUGAAGAAGGUCGGCACCGGCUUCCGCGGCGUCAUCAAGAUGCUGGACUGGUUCGAGCGGCCCGACAGCUUCAUCGUGGUGAUGGAGCGGCCCGAGAACGCCAAGGACCUGUUCGACUUCAUCACGGAGCGCGGCGCGCUGCCCGAGGAGCUGGCGCGCAGCUUCUUCCGCCAGGUGCUGGACGCCGUGCGGCACUGCCACGCCUGCGGCGUCGUGCACCGCGACAUCAAGGACGAGAACAUCCUCAUCGACCUGCGCACCGGCGACAUGAAGCUCAUCGACUUCGGCUCCGGGGCCCUGCUCAAGGACACCACCUACACCGACUUUGACGGAACGAGAGUGUACAGCCCGCCGGAGUGGAUCAAGUACCACCGGUACCACGGCCGCUCGGCCACCGUGUGGUCUCUGGGCAUCCUGCUGUACGACAUGGUGUGUGGGGACAUCCCCUUCGAGCACGACGAGGAAAUCAUCCGCGGGCAGGUGCUGUUCCGGCGCAGAGUCUCGCCAGAGUGCCAGCAGCUGAUCAAGUGGUGCUUGUCCCUGCGGCCGACGGACCGCCCGUCCUUCGACGACAUCACCAACCACUCCUGGAUGCAGAACUCGUCCGCGCUGCAGACGGAGAAGGCGGUCGGCGCCGAGAUCCGGCUGCACAGCAUCGACCCCGCCGCCUUCGCGCCCGCCCCGGUGGCCGUGGCCCGGUGAGGUUCGGGGGGAGAUCCGGUCCGUCCGGUCUGGAACCGGACUGCACUGAUUCACUGAGAGACGAUCACAAGGGCAGAGAUGGGCGUCGCCCAACAGGCUGGGACUCCGCCUCCCUGCUGGACUCUGGUCCCGGACCGCUCGCUGUGCCGCGCCGCCGCGCCCGUCGUGUGCAAAGGCGCGGCCGAAGAAGAAGAAGAAAAAAGUGACUUUCUACGAAAAGUGCCUUCCGUGAGAUUGUUUUUUGCGGGAAACCUGAAAUACUUGAAUUUUAAAACAAAAGCGAAGAGGCUCCGACCUUUUUUACGCUCCUUAAGCCUGAAUUAAGGUUCUGCGUUAAACCAACGCAGAACACACGCCGUUGCGUUACCGUGACGCCGUUGCCGUGACGCCGCCGUGAACCCUUCGGACUUCUCCGUCACUCCAUUUCGCUGCGGUGCAAAACCCCCCCAGAGCGCUAGUUGAUACUUUUUGUUUAGCUUCCGGUUUGUCUGGUCACAGUGAAUCAA
Messenger RNA from Cololabis saira (Pacific saury), 1770 nucleotides. It is a transcript of the gene pim1, whose product is annotated as Pim-1 proto-oncogene, serine/threonine kinase. Lineage: Eukaryota; Metazoa; Chordata; Actinopteri; Beloniformes; Belonidae. Bases 299 to 1264 code for a protein of 321 amino acids. The transcript is spliced from 6 exons. Gene Ontology annotation, molecular function: protein serine/threonine kinase activity; ATP binding. Gene Ontology annotation, biological process: negative regulation of apoptotic process; protein autophosphorylation. Gene Ontology annotation, cellular component: cytoplasm. The record is from RefSeq and is a predicted model, not a curated record.